This is a messenger RNA of Phytophthora nicotianae INRA-310, 1265 nucleotides long. RefSeq lists its product as hypothetical. Gene Ontology annotation, cellular component: ribonucleoprotein complex. The record is from RefSeq and is a predicted model, not a curated record. Bases 461 to 1126 code for a protein of 221 amino acids. Gene Ontology annotation, biological process: ribosome biogenesis. Lineage: Eukaryota; Oomycota; Peronosporomycetes; Peronosporales; Peronosporaceae. The transcript is spliced from 2 exons.
GAAUGACUGGCUGUUGUGGGGCGCUUCUCGGCUGACACCAACCGUAACGGCCCCAUUCGUUUAUUCGCCAUCUACGAUCACCAUGCCCACCAAGAAGGUCAAGCGCACCACCACCACCACCACCACGACCAAGACCACUAAGGGGGUCAAGGUCUCGGCUGCCUCGAAGAAGGACCCCCUCUUCGUGUCUGCCCCCAAGAACUUCCGCAAGGGCGGUGACAUUCAGGUAUUUUGAAGCGCCGUCUCUAAAUCCUAUCGUUUAGCCUCUUUGUCUCUCGAUGAGAGGGACAAAGGCAGCGAUUUCACGCCCCUCAGUGGUGACAGAGGAAAAACGUUUGAGUGCGUUGCCAAAGUGCUGCGUGACUCGACCCCUCUUUCUCUGUCUCACUUGAUAACAGUGUAGCGGGUCCCCCACGACCGCAAUGACACAAACUUGUGGUGGCAAUUUCAUUCGUUCGCGAUGAUUUGCGCCUCAAGGCCCAAGCGUGACCUGUCCCGCUUCGUGCGUUGGCCACGUUACGUACGUCUUCAGCGUCAGCGCAAGGUCCUGUACCAGCGUCUGAAGGUGCCGCCGUCGAUCAACCAGUUCUCCAACACUGUGGAGAAGAACGUGGCCACGGACCUGUUCAAGCUGCUGCUUAAGUACCAGCCGGAGACCAAGGCCGCCAAGACCCAGCGUCUUCGCAACAUCGCUGCCGGCAAGGAGGAGGCCUCGGCCCCGCCCGCCGUCGUGAAGUUCGGUCUUAACCACGUGACCUCGCUGAUCGAGAACAAGAAGGCCAAGCUCGUGGUCAUUGCCCACGACGUUGACCCCAUUGAGCUUGUGGUGUUCCUGCCCGCUCUGUGCCGUCAGUUCGACAUCCCGUACUGCAUUGUCAAGGGCAAGGCUCGUCUGGGCCAGCUUGUGCACCAGAAGAACGCCGCUGUUGUUGCUCUGACGCACGUGAACAAGGAAGACAAGGCCAAGUUCGACUCGCUGACCCAGGUGUUCCGCACCAAGUUCAACGAGGACGUCCAGGCUCGUCGUAAGUGGGGCGGUGGCAUCAUGGGCCUGAAGACCCAGAAGAAGCUGGAGCUGCGCGAGAAGGCGAUCGCCGCUGAAGCUGCCAAGAAGGCCCAGUACUAAGUUAUGUACCGGGUUUGAAGCGCAAUGUGGCGUGGCAUGCCACCUCUUGUCUUCUUUAUUCGUAGGUGCUCUCGACAGGAAGCGUAGUCCUUCCUGGAAAGUGUAAUGGCUGAAUAACAUUCAAACAUCUAAAGUCACA